AUGCCUUUUAGUUCUCAAACAUAAUCAUUAAGUAGUAGUCAAGAAUAGCUCUUUAAAGAAAGUUUCCUAGAUGCGUUUGAAACCCUCCCGUUACUUAGGUUCUAUGGAAAAAGUGUAGUCCUAUCCCAGGAGUAUAUGGCGCAAGAGAAUAAAAAAAGACUAAGACAAUAUCUCUAAAGUCUUAAGUCAAAUUCUUAAUUAUUACUCUUCCUCUUUGCUUAAAUUCCUAACUCAGUGCAAGAAAGAAAAGUCAAUCCUAUUCUAAGAUCCUAGUCAAAAGAGAUAGAAUGA
Molecule: messenger RNA, 291 nt
Organism: Tetrahymena thermophila SB210
Lineage: Eukaryota; Ciliophora; Oligohymenophorea; Hymenostomatida; Tetrahymenidae
Exons: 1
Source: RefSeq, a predicted model, not a curated record